ACAAUAUUUAAAGCCUUUCAUUUUGUUGAUGCUGAGGCUGAUGUUCUUGAUAGGAGGAUGGCAUUGGGUAACAGUAAAAGGAAAACAAGCCUCCCCUAAAGAAGCUCCAAUACUUACUCUUGCACCACACUCUAGUCUUUUUGACGUGUUGCCCAUUGUAAUGCUAGGUGGUCCAUCAGUAGUUGCCAAGACUGAAUCUGAAAAUACUCCAUUUUUUGGUGCUUUAAUCAACUUUACACAGCCAGUGUAUGUGACCAGAGACAACCCACUCUCUCGACAGCAAACUAUUGAUGAGAUAAAAAGAAGAGCUUAUUCUGAGGGUGAAUGGGAUCAAAUUGUGAUUUUUCCUGAAGGAACUUGUACUAAUCGAUCGUGUCUCAUUUCUUUUAAGUCAGGUGCAUUUUAUCCAGGGGUUCCUGUGCAGCCAGUGUGCAUUAAAUAUCCCAACACAUUGGAUUUAGCCACAUGGACGUGGAGUGGACCAGGAGCGCUAAAGCUCCUGUGGCUUUCUCUAUGUCAGUUUCAAAACUAUUGUGAAAUCGAGUAUCUUCCUGUAUAUCAACCUAAUGAUAAGGAAAAAGAGAAUCCUCGUUUGUAUGCUGAUAAUGUCAGGCUUGCAAUGGCUCGAGCCUUGGACUUGCCAGUGUCUUGUUAUUCAUUUGAUGAUCUUCAGUAUAUCACAAUGGCCCAAAAGCAAAAUUUACCUCAAACUGUGGCUGUGAUCAAGCUGUUGAAAAUGAGAAGCAGAUUAAAUUUGGAGAUGGAGACAAUUCCAGAAGAAACAAAGAUUCUAACAAAUUACCUCCAAGUUCAAGGUUCCUCUCUGAGGGUGGAAGAGUUUGCAAGUGCCUUGGAAGUACCAUUCAAUGAAAUCAUCAAAAAUGGAUUUGAUGCCUUUGAUCAGGAGGCAAUGGGAAAAGUAGAUCUCCGACAUUAUAUCUGUGGUCUUUGGGUUAUCAACCGUUCUAUAGAUCUGUGGACGAGAGUAGAGAACAUUUUCAAAGUAUUAAGCCAAGAUGGAGUUUUAGCAGUUGGAGUGCCAGAAUUCAUCUUCAUUAUGUGGCUGUUGACAGGUGUAAGUAAAAGCACUGCAGCUGCUUUGUAUACAGAGCUAGAUCCAUCAAACACGGGGGUAGUGAUGUUUGAAACAUUUCAGAAGUACUUGUACAAGCUGCAUUAUCUGCAAGAUCUUUUAGUUUUGUCUGGCACAAUGCCACCAAAUAGCUUUGCAAGCAAAUCUUGUCUAAUGAAUGAAAACAUAAAGGAGAGUAAAAGUUCCCUACCUUUUCCACAGGAGACAACUAGAAUAAAGUCUGAGUGAGCAAGUUUUACCAAACAUGUGUAUUUAAUACACAUAUCUAGUCAAGAGUGUCACCAGAAAAUCAUCUGCUUAGGAUUCAACACUGUUCCUGCAACUUUAAAAUUUUCUGAGUUUCAGACUUAAAGCUUUAUUGCAUUAUGAUCUGAUUUUUACUUUUUAUUUUUACUGAAGUGUUUUGUGCUUUUUUCACUUUAUAUAAUUUUUUGUUUACCAUGUAUUAAAAACAUGUUUGUGAAGUGUUACUAUUUUUACUGUAAUUUUUGUCAGUCAUGGUUGACCAGUUUUUGAUGAUAUGUUUUUGAGUUACAUUCUUUUACACCACAUCUGGCUUUGCUCAUGUUUUUUGUUUUAAGGAGUACUUAAAUAUUUGUGUUGUUUUAUAUGGUGGAAUAAACUGGAAAUGAAUUUACUGAGUUAUUUUAAGGUAAACACUUUUAUCGAUGAACUUGAUUUAUAUAUACCUAAAUGAGUGAAUUCAGCUGUUAGCUUAGUAGUUCACUCACUUCAUUUUGUAAAAAGCUCUAAGACAGAAAGCAUACACUGAUCUUGUUUUUAAAAAAUAUGAAACUUAUCUAAAUAAAGAAAUAAAUACACCAUUGCUGUUGAACUAUGACCCUCAGGCCAGAUAUGACAUAGUGGAAGGUUUAAUAUGGCCUGUGAAAGAUUUUAAUAAGUCCUAAGAAAUAAUGUGGCUAGCCAAAUUAAAAAAAAAGGGUUUUUGAACUUAUUCAUUAAAAUAUGUAUACAUUUACUCAAAAGUAUGAUGGAUACAGUAUGUUUGUAUUAGACACAUUAUCAUAAAAUUAUGUAUUCCUUCUGUAGAAAAUUCAAAGAAUUGAUCCCUAAAUUUACAGUGUUAUAGAUAUUGGAGUCUGUUAUUUUCUGAUAUUAGUAAGUUCUCAGAAGAGAAGCGGGCUCAUCAUUCCAACUAAAGUUAGCUUACUUAUUAAUCAUUUACUCUAAACAAACAAUGAAGGUAACAAAAAAUAUUGCAUAAAAAAUAAAUGUAGCUCCCUAUUCCCAAAAUAUCUGAGUACCUUUGUUGUAGAAUAUAAAAAAUGGUUUUACCAGUGUUUUUAAGAUCAAAUAAGGAAAAUAGAAUAAGAGAGCAAAAUAUUUUGCAUGUACCAAUGACUAACUAUUGAUAUUUAAACAGUGAAUUCACAUAAUAUACCAAUUUCCUUUAUUGUUUUAAGUUUUUUUGACAGCCUACAGGAUGUAUUUUGGCAUCCUUUUUUCUAACUUCUUACUUUGACCUCUUCUAUAUUUUAUCUUUUUUGUUUUAGAAUAUAAUAGAUGUGUGAAUGAGAACUUCCAAAAUAUAACUUCUCAGAAUUAAAUAACAAAAUGCUUUCUUAUAUAAGAAUAUGAAAAAAUGAAUAUGAAAUGACAUAUUGUAAUCCUUUUAUGUUUAGAAAACCCAAACAAAAGCAUCUUAUUUUGUAACUUCCCUACAUGAUUAUGCCUCUUUGUAUCAUUUUUUUUUUCAUCCAGUGUUGUUACUUUUUUUUUUACAUAAAUAUGAAGAAAGAGUA
Limulus polyphemus (Atlantic horseshoe crab) is the source of this 2856-nucleotide messenger RNA. RefSeq names its product lysophosphatidylcholine acyltransferase 1-like. The record is from RefSeq and is a predicted model, not a curated record. The annotation marks the transcript as partial. The transcript has 11 exons. NCBI's taxonomy places the organism in Eukaryota, Metazoa, Arthropoda, Merostomata, Xiphosura, Limulidae.